Molecule: messenger RNA, 5496 nt
Organism: Myotis davidii
Lineage: Eukaryota; Metazoa; Chordata; Mammalia; Chiroptera; Vespertilionidae
Gene: USPL1
Product: ubiquitin specific peptidase like 1
Exons: 8
Coding region: 2045-5320 (1091 amino acids)
Biological process (GO): protein desumoylation; Cajal body organization
Cellular component (GO): Cajal body
Molecular function (GO): SUMO binding
Source: RefSeq, a predicted model, not a curated record
GAAUAGAGAACCACUCAAAUUUUCUAGUGUAUGUGUUUGGAAGGAUGGAGAUGCCAAAAUAUAGAUGAUACACAAAAGAGAGGAGCUGUUUAGUUUUGAAGGGAGAACAAAAGAAAUUGUAUUUGGAAGACCUGAGUAGCCCACUUCUGGUAUUUCAUUAAGUGAAUUUGCUUUCGGGGGUUCUGCAUAUUUAAGAUUUCAACCACCAGUCUACCUGCUAUUUUCUUUGAAAUGUUAGUGGUGGGAUCAGGGGAGCAGGUUUGAAGGCUCCUCCUGUUUCAGUUUUAUAAUUGAGAGAGAGCCUAUAAGAAUCAGUGGGAAAAAUGUUCUUGAUCCCUCAAGCAAAUGGAAAUUUUUAUUAAAAACAAUUUACUCAAGAUACAUAGAUUACCGAUUUUUCUCUUGAGAAUGAUACAAGAUGGGUUGCCUGCUUUCUACAGAAUGAAGUGUAAAAUUAGCACCUAAUAUAUAGUAGCUAAAAUUUACUGUGUCAGAUGCUAAGCAUUUUAAAUGUAUUAGUACAUUUAAUUCUUAGAACCACCAAUUUUACAAAGAAAUUGCUGCAUCCAAAUCUUCAGGUGUAAACCAUGCCUUUAACCAUGCUGAAACCAUAGAAGUUUGACUCUUUCCUAUAUAGUUCCUUUUUGUAAGCAGAUUAUAAAUAGAACCACCCAAAGAUAAUAAAUUGGUAUUGUCUGUGAGCAGCUUAAAAAGAAAACAAUUAAGCACCAAACUCGUUUUUACUCUUUUGUCAAUGAUUCUGUAUAAGGCAUUUUUACCUCCCAAGAGACACAAUUGGGAAUGCCUGGAGACAUGUUUGAUUGUCACAAUUGAGUGGUGAGGGCUUUGGCAUCAAGUAGGUAGAGGUCAUAGAUGCUGCUAAACAUCAUGUACAGCGCACAGGGCAGCCCUCACAACAAAGAAUGAGUUGGUCCAAAAUGUCUAUAAUGCUAUAGUUGAGAAAUCUUGCCCUGUGGAUAUUUCUUCAGGAAUAGGAAAAUGUGAUUCACUAACACUGGCUUUUAAAAAACACUUUAUUUUUAAAAAUUAUUCAUAUCCAUAUCAACUCUACUUUUAACAAUCACUUUUCUUAUGCUGAGUUCCAGUCUCAUAAUUUUACUUCCUGAGUGUGAUUCUAGGCCAUGGGACUAACACUCGGAACAGGCUUGUUAUACAUGUAAUUUGUACUGUAAUAGUGUUUAUGUUUUCUGUUAUGGUACAGAUCAUUUACUUUAAUAAGAAAUAGUAUUUUGUUGGCAAUUUUUAAAAAGUGGCAUUAUUCUCAGUUGGUGAAGUAUAUUCUUGGUGGUUGAAAGUGCUGGGAAUGUAUGGGGGUUCUUUGGUCCUUGUCAAGUAAUGGCACAAUGGAUCUAAGAUUUGUUUUUUUUGUUUGUUUGUUUUAAUUGAUUUUAGAGAGAGGAAGGGAGAGAGAGAGAAAGAGAGAGAAACACCAAUGUGAGAGAGAAACAUCGACGGCUGCCUCUCACAGGCGCCAAACCACGAGACGGAACCUGCAACCAAGGUAUGUGCCCUGACCAGGAAUCAAACCCACAACCUUUUGGUGUACGGGACGGUGCUCCAACCAGCUGAGCCACACUAGCCAUUACAUUUCUUAAUGUAAUGCUGACUUAUUUGUUUCAAAUUGUACAUAGACUCUGAAAACUUAGGCUUUCAAAUUCUGGUCAAUAAAAAUUGGCUUUAAAUAAUAGUUACCUCUGUUACAAGUUUUAAUAAAGUUGCUUACAAAUGAGUCUAUGAAAACCCGUCCUGUUGCCAGUCUUCUCCCUCUCCCCACAAACUGUCUAGAUAUAUAAAUGUAGUUAAGUAUUUUUUUUUUACUUCCAGAUUACAAUUUUAUAAUAUGUUUAUCCUAGGACAUAUAGUUCUCAAAAUAUACUUAACACAUCUUAUAAAAUAGCAUUAUUUCUAGUUAAAUAGGAUUUUUGUUUAAUUGUCUAUUGACUUUUAUUUUUCAGGAUUCAUUGAAAAAAUCCUUAGUGAUAUUGACAUGUUUCAAGUGACAUAAAUUAGCCAGUGACUCGGAAUGAUGGAUUCCCCGAAGACUGGAAAUGGUUUGCCAGUGAUUGGACCAGGGACUGAUAUAGGGGUAUCUUCACCCCACAUAGUGGGGUAUUUGGGAAAAAAUUAUGAUUCUGCUAACAUCCUGUCAGAUGGGUAUUGCCCUGCUUGUAGAGAGAAGGGAAAGUUAAAAACCUUAAAGACUUACCGAAUUAGUUUUCAGGAAUCUGUCUAUUUGUGUGAGGAUCUACAGUGCAUCUAUCCUUUGGGCUCUAAAUCAUUUAAUAACUUAAUUUCUCCUGAUUUGGAAGAUCUUGCUCCAAAUAAGCCUCAAAAAAGAAAGCUCUUGGAAAUCAGCUCUAAAGAUUCACCUUCUUUAGCAACUUCCAAAAAGAUUAAAAGUGAUACUGUUAUUGAUGGUGAACAAGUUUUGAACAGCAAACAUAAUGGAGAAGCAUACGAGGAAACCUCAUCAGACUUACCUGACUCACUGCACAGUGGUCAGCAGAGCCCAGUUAAGGCUGCUGAUUUCUUGGGACCGGAUGAGAUUUUGGAAGCUGCUGUUACUGACUUGGCUGCUGAAGAAGAUGCUACUGCAGUUGAUAUUUCUAAAACUGGAGAGACUGCUCUUCACAAUGAAGGAGGCACAUCUGAACUGGAAAUGCCACUGGAGAACAGAUGUAUACCAUUUUGUCAGACUUCAUGUGUUCAAUGGAAAAAUUCUGAUGCCCUCUGUUGGUUAGACUGUCUCCUGUCACUAUUGGUGCACUUGGAAGUGGUAAAAAAGGCAGUGAUGACGGACCUGUGCUCUAAAGAGGAAUCUCUGUUCUGGCAGUUGUUCGCAAAGUAUAAUCAAGCUAGUAAGCUUCUGCACGCCAGUCACUUGGAUGCAGUUAAAGAUAGAGAUUAUACAAAACUUAUUUCAGUAUUUGCAGAGAUAGAGACCUGUCUGAAUGACGUCAGAAGUAAGAUUUUUAUCAGGCUUCAGCCUCAGCUUGGGUGCACAUUAGGUGACAUGGAAAGCCCUGUGAUUGCAUUUCCCCUGCUCCUAAGAAUAGAAGCCUGCAUUGAAAAGCUCUUCACGUACUCUUUUUCUUGGAACUUUGAAUGUUCACAGUGUGGACACAAGUAUCAAAACGGAUGUAUGAAGAAUCUAGUCACCUUUACAGAUCUUGUUCCUGAGUGGCACCCACUUAAUGCUGCGCAUUUUGGUCCCUGUAGCAAUUGCAACAAUAAGUCACAAAUAAGAAAAAUGGUAUUGAAAAAAGUGUCUCCCAUAUUCAUGUUGCACUUCGUAGAAGGCUUACCACAUAACGACUUGCAACACUACUCAUUUCUUUUUGAAGGCUAUCUUUACCAAAUAACUUCUGUAAUUCAGUACUAUUCAAAUAAUCAUUUUAUAACAUGGAUUUUAUGUGUUGAUGGAAGUUGGCUGGAAUGUGAUGACCUAAAAGGCCCAUGUUGUAAAAGGUAUAAGAAAUUUGAAGUUCCUGCUUCAGAGAUACAUAUUGUUAUUUGGGAAAGAAAAACAGCCCAAAUGACAGAUAAAGCAUCUGCCUGUCUUUCACUUCAAAAGACUAAUGAUCAACAUGCUUUCAGUGAUGAGAAACAGCCACCUCCAGCAUUGCGUUUUAUGGGUGAUGCUUCCUCAGCUGAAAUACCUUCAGGAACGUACCCCCCAAAUACAUCAGUUACUACUAAUACUCUUUCUCAGGAUAAAGCUGUAGUUCAUCAGCCUCAUUUACUUUCAGUUCCAAAAGGUUUGAUUGGCAAUGAUAUUACACCUUUGUCACUUGAAAAAGUACAGGUUAACUCUGAAGGUUGCCUAUUAGAAAAUAUACCUGUGGCAGAAAAUGGAGUGGUCAUCAAAACAAAUACUUUGCAACAGCAAGAGUCACUAAUGGCUUCUUUAGUCUCAGCUCCAUGUAAGGAAAAGUUUACCCAAGACCAAUUUGUAGACUUAAGCUUUCCUUCUCCGAUUGUAAGUACAAAUAUGCAAUCAGUACAGCCAAAUUCAGAAAAUACUAUAAUUACUAACUCUGUGACUAAUAUCCAUGCUACUGGUCCUAUACAGGGAGUAAAGUCAGUAGAAAUUGAAGAUAAAGUUGCCCUAGAGAAGGAUGUUCCAUUCAACCAUUUUCUUUCACCAAAAACCGAGAAAUUAAAAAUAGAACAACACAUUACACCUCAGGUAUCUAAUUUGGAGAGAAAAUUUUCUCAAACCAUAGCUGAGUCAUCACAGAACCCAUCUCUGAAAGAAAAUCUGAAGAAACCAUUUAUGGGAAGUUGGGUUAAAGGCUUAUUAAGCAAGGGUGCUUCUUUUUUGCCACCUUGUGUUUCAGCUCAUAAUAUUAACGCUAUUACUGACUUGCAGCAUUCGGUUAAGGGGGCACGUAAUUUUGGUGGCUAUAAAACUAAAGGGGUGAAGCAGAAGGCUCACCGGGCACCCAAGAAACCUCAUAGGUGUGCAAGUAAGCCUUCUCCAGCCAGUAACCUUCCACCAAGUCUUCCAUCAUCAGGUAGCAUGGCUCCUCCACAUGCUGAUGUUAAUGCUGACCUGGAAGUUUUGAAGAAACAUGAAAAUGCCUCAUAUGGGGUUCACCUUAACCACAGAUCUGGUGGAAACGAAAAUGGUGUUUCUUUAGCAAACCAUGAAGACUCCGUUGAGGGUCAGAUUCAUAAACUUCGUCUAAAACUUCUUAAAAAACUUAAGGCAAAAAAGAAGAAAUUAGCUGCUCUUAUGUCUUCCCCCCUACAUGGAAAACUUCCAAGUGAAAAUUUAGAGCACGUUUCUCAUUGUGGGUCUCCAAAUGAUGGCCAGUCAAUAGAAGAUGUGUUAAAAGAACUGCAAUAUCAAAUUGAUAUUGCUGAUAAUAAAUCUGGAAGAACCACUUUUGCUAGUGUUUCUCCAUAUAGUGAUCAAACUCAUGAAGAAAUUUUAGCAGAAUUAUUGUCUCCUACAACUGUUUGUUCAGAACUCUCAGAAAAUAGGGAGGCUGACUUUAGAUACUUAGAAAUGGGAGAUAACCAUAUCCCAGCACCAGUACCUAGUGAAUUAAAUGGUAUUCCCAAUACACUCUUGAGACAGGACCAUAAUUAUUGCAGCCCUGCCAAGAAAAAUCUGUGCCAAGUUCAGCCAGACCCACUAACAAAUAAUGAGUGUGAUAGAACAUUGAACUUGGAAAGUUCCCUGAAGACUGAUGUUUUUGAUGAGUUUUUUUCCACUUCAGCAUUAAAUUCUUUAGCAAAUGACACGUUAGACUUGCCUUUUUUUGAUGACUAUCUGUUUGAGAGUUGUUGAAUGUUUAUUAACUCUUUAAUAUUUACUAUUGUCUUGGAAAAACUUAUUAUGUUCUUGAGUAGUGUUUAUACCCUGGCCUUGUCAUGAACAAAAUGUAAGCAGCUGAAGGUUUUACCUUCAGUUCUGCCCAUAAAACUUGUAAUUUGUUUUACAAAUUAAAAGGACCAGGAAUCUGU